AAAAAAUAGAAAUUUCUCUUCAACAAACUGGCGCAUUACUUACAGAAAUCGGGUUCUUUGUCCAAAAUACGUUUGUCCCCGUCGAGACGGGGGACUGAGGGAGUAUAUAAUUAAAGUAUAUUCAGUUCAUUCGUUUGUAAUAAGCAAUUCCAAAUUUUGGGAGAAAAUGGAGAAAGAUUUGGUAGAAGAACUAAAACAGGCUCGUAGACUAGUUGUGAGCUUAGCGAAAGAGGUUGAUUUCAAGAAUCAGAAGCUUUGGGAAUUGGAGCGCAAGUUCAAUGAGGCUUCUACUGCUUUGGGGAGAAUGGUUGCUGAGAAAGAUAAGCUCCAUGAAUCUUUUGCUGAAGAGAUGAGGAAGAUGCAGUUCAUUGAGCAAAAAAGUGAACAGCUGAAAUAUGAAUCAGAGUGUAAAAUAAAGAAGAUUCAAUCAAAUGGGGUAGAAAAUGAAAAGCUGAUACAAGAUUUGUUCUAUAAACAGAAAGAACUUGAGCAGCAAAAAUCAGAAUUGGAUAAGCGAGAAGCGGAAUUUGAAGUCGAGCGUAAAAAAUUUCUGGCCGAAAAGGAAAAGCUGAAAUCUCAAGUUCCUCUUGAGGGUGACUAUAACAUGACAUUCCAGAUAGAGGAUCUAAUGUCAGAGUUGGCCGAAAAGACUGAGGAAUUGAAUGAUAUGGAAGUUCUAAACCAAACUCUUAUUAUGAAAGAGCACAUGAGCAAUGAUCAGUUACAGGAGGCGCGCAAAGAAUUAUUAAAUGUUUUACCAGAUCUUACAGAUAGUUCUGUAGUUGGAGUCAAGAGGAUGGGAGAGGUUAAUCAAAAACCCUUUCAAGACGCGUGCUUGCAGAAAUUCUCAAUUGAAGAAGCAGAGAUGAGAGCUAUGGAGCUAAGCUCAUUAUGGCAGAUCAAGGUCAAUAAUUCAAACUGGCAUCCUUUUAAGCAAGUCUUUAAAGAUGAGAAGUUGCAGGAAAUGAUUGAUGAAAAUGAUCAAGAAUUACAAGAAUUGAGAAAUCAAUGGGGGGACGCAGCUUAUGAAUCUGUAGUGAAGGCAUUGUUGGAGCUGAACGAAUAUAAUCCAAGUGGGAGGUACGUAGUUUCAGAGCUUUGGAACUACAAGGAAUGUAGGAAAGCUACUCUAAAAGAGGUGAUUGUUUGCUUAGUCCAGCAAUUGAAGUCUCUCAAGUCGCUUAAGAGGAGAAGAUGAUCGGUGAUGGUAUACAUCACAGGGCGGGCUCUAGUAUGUCAAAGUAAUUGACAUACAGUAGCCGCCAUAACCGAGCCUCGAGAGCACAGCUGGAAUGUUGUCUAAGUUGUAAACUAGAUAAUGGUGGUUGUAAUCUAGAUUGUAGUAGCUGUAUAUUAGUGUUAACAUGGUUGCUGAUAUGUUGGAUUUUCGCUUAUUAAGCUGUCUUAGGAUGUGAAACCCUGCUGUUAUAUUCUUUUAUGAGAACUUUUUUCUUAUA
Molecule: messenger RNA, 1457 nt
Organism: Daucus carota subsp. sativus
Lineage: Eukaryota; Viridiplantae; Streptophyta; Magnoliopsida; Apiales; Apiaceae
Product: protein INVOLVED IN DE NOVO 2-like
Exons: 5
Coding region: 167-1198 (343 amino acids)
Biological process (GO): gene silencing by siRNA-directed DNA methylation
Source: RefSeq, a predicted model, not a curated record